AAAAGCCCUGGGUUAAAGGUCCCAUCCCUGCGCGAAAUACACAAAGCAAAAGUGAAAAAAGCAUACAAAAAUAAUAAAAGUUCAAUUAAGAAUCGAACCUUUGCGUCGCACAGUUAAGUUGUUAUUACGAGGCGUACACAGAAUAUAUUUAGAGCUACAGACAAAUCGAAAUUACAAAUUGUAAUCAGCGCAUCAGAUAUAAAUAUCACAGUAGCCAUUCAAAAUGGCCACCAGCGAGAUUUCUAGCUCCAAUGAGCGGCACUACUACGCUAAGCUGGAGGCCAUCAAGGAUAUACGGGACAAAACGUUGGCCCUGGAGAAGCUCAAGGUGCGCAUCAUUAAGGAGGUGAAGCUAAGCGAUGACGAGGAGAAAUGUCUGGACGAAUAUCGCAAGGAAAUGGAGCAUCUGCUUGAGGAAAAGAUGUCUCAUGUGGAGGAGCUCCGCCAGAUACAUGCUGACAUCAAUGACAUGGAAAACAUUAUUAAGCAGACGAAGGAGAAUCAAACGCGCUCUUUCGAUAUGGCCAAUCGUGUGUACGAAGAAUACCUCGCUCUCAAAUAUCAAAUCGACCACAUGCGACGCGACUACCUGGGUCUCAGUCCUCUCCGAGACCUACACGAAGAGGAGGGCAGCCCCAUAUCCAAGGAUCGCUUUCAGACAAACUUUCUCAAAGUCGCCGCACAAUCUGCGGCCGUGGCAGCAGCAGCAGCCGCAGCGGCCGCCGUCACACAGCCCACAUCUUUGGCGAGACCCCAUGCACGGCAUCCGCUAAUGGCGGAGGCCACCGUGACAGCAAUGCCGCCGAAUUCGGCCGGUGCGGGUGGAGGCGGUGGCUCCAAUGUGCCCAGCAGCGGUGGUGGUGGACCGGGACACGCGUUCAUGCCACCAGCUCCGCCUGGGGCACCUGGCAGCGCUGGCGCUGCCGCAGCUGCGGCCGUGGCUGCAGCUCGUCUUGGCAAGAGCGACUUUUCAGCACCACCGCCGCCGCCGCCGACCACAAAUCGAUUGCAGCAGUCACCAUCCAUCGGGAUUGGACACCAUCCAUCUUUUCGCUCCGACUUCAACGUAAACCUGAGGCAGCAGCCGCCCCCCAUGAAGUCCUGCUUGUCUUGCCACCAACAGAUUCAUCGAAACGCGCCCAUUUGUCCGCUCUGCAAGGCCAAGUCGCGCUCACGCAACCCCAAGAAGCCCAAAAAGAAAAACAAUUAAUUGCCGCCAAUGCUCCCAUCAAUUGUAUUCUAUAUGUUCCAUCAAAUUGGAAUUUUUACUAAUUUAACAUUUUCGAUUUGUUUUUUUUUUUUUAAUAUUUUAUUUUGUUCAUUUGGUUUUUUACAUAUGUAUGUACUUAUUUAUUAACCCAGCGACGGUCAAGAGCCGCACAUUGAAAGUAUUACAUUUUUCUCAUAACCAUUUGCUUGUAAGCUGCUAAGAAAAUACAAAACUAUUCUCAGAUUCUGUCAACCAUGCUAGUUUUGCAUGUUAUCUAUAAGUUCUAAUUGUAUGUGUAGACAUAUUACAACAUAAACGAAAGCAAUUAUCGUGUCAAACUAAACCUAAUUACUUUUUUUUUAUACGUGUAAGCAUUCAAGUGAAUAAACAACAAAAUUUUUCAAA
This is a messenger RNA of Drosophila mojavensis, 1615 nucleotides long. RefSeq names its product zinc finger C4H2 domain-containing protein. The record is from RefSeq and is a predicted model, not a curated record. The coding region runs from base 224 to 1210 and encodes 328 amino acids. Gene Ontology annotation, cellular component: nucleus. Lineage: Eukaryota; Metazoa; Arthropoda; Insecta; Diptera; Drosophilidae. Gene Ontology annotation, biological process: positive regulation of neuron differentiation. The transcript has a single exon.